This is a messenger RNA of Orbilia oligospora ATCC 24927, 870 nucleotides long. RefSeq lists its product as uncharacterized. Lineage: Eukaryota; Fungi; Ascomycota; Orbiliomycetes; Orbiliales; Orbiliaceae. Gene Ontology annotation, biological process: protein quality control for misfolded or incompletely synthesized proteins; protein polyubiquitination; positive regulation of proteolysis. Bases 1 to 870 code for a protein of 289 amino acids. Gene Ontology annotation, cellular component: cytoplasm. The transcript has 4 exons. Gene Ontology annotation, molecular function: ubiquitin protein ligase activity; protein-folding chaperone binding. The record is from RefSeq and is a predicted model, not a curated record.
AUGCCUCCAAGCAUCAUCGAAAUGAGCGCCGAAGAGCUAAAACAAGCGGGAAACAAAUUCUUCCAAAACGGCGAUUGGCUAUCAGCGGAUAAAAAGUAUUCGCAAGCAAUAGCAAUCGACUCUACCAACUACACUCUUUUCACAAACCGCGCACUGGUGCGGAUGAAGCUUCUGAGAUAUGACGACGUCAUAGAUGAUUGCACAUCCGCCAUCAACCUCAAUCGAGAUGCUAUGAAGGGUUAUUACAUGGCUGCCCAAGCCUUAAUCCAGCUCUCCCGACCAAGCGAGGCCCUUGGCUAUGCUCACACGGCUUACCAGCUAGCCGUGGCUCAAAAUUCUAAGUCCGCCACGGAUGUCGCCAAUGUCGUUUUGGAGGCCAAAAAACAGCGAUGGAGGAAACAGGAAAGAAAUAGGAUUGAUAGAGAUAACUCUAUGUUAAAGCAAAUGAAGGAGCUGGUUAAAAGGGACUCGGAACGGAAGAUCCUGGACCUCAGGGAGCAACAGUGGGAUUCGCCGAGCGGCGAAAGAGACCUUGAAAGCGAAAUCGCUGUUAUUAGGGAAGAUGCGAGAGUACAGAUGGAUGAAUUGGAGAAUGUGUUUGCGAGGGCAGACCCACAAAGAUAUAAGCCGAGAGAGGUACCGGACUAUUUGAUGGAUUCUAUAUCAUUUAGUAUCAUGACAGAUCCUGUAGUAACGAAGAACGGCCAUUCGUAUGACCGCCCUGUCAUCAUGGACCAUCUUCGAAGGAGCAACACGGACCCGUUGACGAGAGAGCCCUUAAGCGUUUCAGACCUAAGGCCAAAUCUAGCACUAAAGCAAGUUUGUGCGGAGUUUCUAGAGGAGAACGCCGGGUGGGCCGUUGAUUACUAG